AUCCACAGCCACGACCAAGAAGCUUACUAUGAGAAAUCAAGGGCACGUUUUAAAGACGUUUAAUAUGCACUCUCACAAGAGAUUUUUAUUGUCAUUGAUUUGAAUCAAUUCGAUGUAUAAACCAUAGUUUAACUCUUUUAAACAAAAACUUUUUGGAACUGCAACAGAACUGGAUGACAAAUUGGUACAGUUUGUCCGUGUGUUACUCAUUUCGCCUUUUACACGAGCUCAGUAAUUGAGUAGAUUUUUGCUUUCGUGUCAUCAGAUUUAAAUAAAGGAAUAACAAUCAGACCAUACAACAAUCUAAAUAAAACACUUUCAUCGGCACGCAAAUCUUGUUUGUACGUGUGUGUGAUCACGGUUAUUAAAAAUCAUGAAUUCGUUCAAUCGGAGACGUCAGCUUUGCUUUGCACUUAACCUAACCUUGAGAAACCAUUGGCUUGYAUCUUCGAACUUUCAGUGAAAAAUGUCUUUAAAUAUUUGUGCACUCGGUACUAAUCUCAAAGUAAAUGUUUGCAUUCAAGGAUAACAGUUAUUUCCUUAAGAACGAAAACAUAUUUGAACUGCAUGUCAUUUUUGCAGUACAGAGUGCAUGCUUAGUUCACGAGAUCAAAAAAGCGGGUGCGGUGAUGGCAAAUCAUAACCUGGCUCAGUCAACUGUUAUUUAAUAGAAUCUACUUUGAUAUCCCGGCUUAAUGCAAGCUAAUUGGUUACAUGAAGUUUUUAUAGUGCUGUGGUAAUUUAUUUGACACUACUAAAAAAUGUCCAGAUAGCCUGUGGCUUACUUUGUAUUAUAUCUGAGCUUAAUUCGUAUUAUUAAAAACUAUUUCGGACUGACUUGACUACAUGCCACGAGUCAGUGCCGUCCAUGUUGUUCAAAUCAAGGUCCAUAUUCAAAUCAACAUGAUCAAGGGCAUCGGCUUAUUUGUGRCGUCAUGSAAAUGACGUUCCAAUGCACGACCUUGGAUUGCGAAGUGUUGUUAACAUGCAAGGUCGAAUCUAAGCUUGUAUAUACCGACUUAACUGAGAGCCAUURCAUUUUUUUGUUAUUCUUAUUCAAGUAUAUAUUCCAAGUGCGUCUUCAGCUGCAGUUGACUUGGUCGACGCGAGCGACAAGUGCGUGUGGACGAUUAUCAAGUAUAAAUAUGGAAGUAGCAAUUAGCGUGCCACCGACGCUACACUGAUUUAGCGUAAACAAGCACCGCCCACUUUUCAGUUCCUACUGAGUGUCAGGAAAACCAUUCUAGCUAGUUUCAGAACAACUAGUCGAAAACUAUAACCUUAACUAGCGGUGUCAUAUGUUGUUAUGUUGAAAUGCUUUGAUGUGGAAUGGCGGUGUUUAUGCCAUCUCUACUGACCCAUUUCUUCAGUCCCGGUUGACCUAACUGUUUUUCAAUCGUUGGCUAUAAUUAGCACCACAAGGCAAACACUAAUGCCAUGAUGUUUGUCCAACUUUUCAGACGGCGCCGGUUCUUGUAUAAUCUCUGACGUUCUACCUUUAAUGCCAAAAGUUCACAAAGAAUUUUGUUGAAACGGAAAACACUGCACUAAUCGUAACUAAUUAAACAAUGAAGUACUAAUGACUGUAGUUUUAUAACUCGUCGAGAAUUUUAGGGCUUUUGAUGGUGCUUGUCUGUCGGUCAAAACUGAAAACUUCACUUUGAAGUCUAUUUUUUAUUGUGCUCGGGUAUGUUUUUGCAUCGUGUUCCCUCACCUUUCCAMAGAUUUAAUCAAGUGUUAAGGCAAAUUAAUGAGAAAAUGAUAGCAGUUUGUUUGUUAUUCAUCAGAUUGUAUGCCGUCUUCCAAAAGCUGUGACUAAAAUUCUUCAAAUUAUCAUUCUCGUUCUAUUUGAUUUUUAUGUCUAUYURUGUUUGUUGCUCCAUUGGUAUUCAGAUUUAAGCUGUMCCCGACCAAUGGCUGUUUGCGGUUGUUUACAACGAAACGCGUCUCGGGUUGUUGACGUCUUGGGCACAAGAUCAAUUGCCAAAUAAUAAGCACAUUUUACAAAGACGUGGACAAAGCUGAGUCAACCAGGUGGAUUUGCUCUAUGUGUUUUGAUCCGAACAAUAUACAUUGGCUUAACGAGGUGCCGAAUCACUUUCAAUUGCAGGGCUGCUGCAUUGUUGUGUAACAAUUUGCUCAGUUUGAGUCAAGUGUUUUUAAAAGUUCUUACUGCUGAAAAAAAAACUUCAUUCAGAGAAUUUAUUUUAUCAAUUCAAGUUGUCUGAAGAGUUUUUAACUAAAAUCUCCAUGUGCACUAUGAAUUGUCACGUUUUUAUGUUGUAAAUAUUGUUUYCGUUAAAGUCCUGUGGUCUAUACUUCUGAUAGUACAUAUAUAAACGUUAUUUUCUAAUCAAAAAAUGUAUUCAUUAAAAUUAAUCAUUAAAACCUCUGMCAAAAAGUACUCGAGCAUUUGCAAUGCCUCGGAUGAGAUCUACUUUUAAAAUGAUCAUAUCAUAUUUUUAGUCAUUGAAUUACUGUAAAAAAAGAGCAAUAGACUGUCUAUUGCUGUAACAUUAUUCGAGAACUGGCCAGCUUGAUAAUGAAUUUCAAAGUCAAAACGCCGCACCUGAGGAACGAUUCUUCAUUGGCUCAAUAGGGCAAACACAAAAAACCGCCGUUUUGCCAUCUGAAUUACAGUGAAUAAAAAGUUCUGUUUAGCUGACUACUUUGAAGCCGUGCAAUAGAAUUGCUUGUUGUGAUGGCUGAAUGACUUUUUCCUCAGUAAUAUGUCACGUACUCYGCUCUUUGCCUUUUGGAGGAUUACAGAAGCUAAGAUUAAAGCAUUUAUUAUCUUAUAAAUAGUCAUUGAUUUGGGCAUUGUUCGACAAUUGAAAGAUCACUGCUUAUAAUAUUCAUUGCAGACGAUAAUGCUGGAGUAGUUCCAGUCAUACAAAAUCUUAUCAGAGUUUGGUCAACUUCAGAGUUCAAAAUGUUCGAUGUGACACAGCGUKAUGUCACGUCUUCUUAGGAAAGCGUGUUUACCUUGUUACAAGCCCCUGAUGGCUGCACAAUCAACUUGACCUUCAGAUGUUGUUUUGAAGCGCAGUGGAGCGAGUCAGGCUUAACGCUCACCUUGGACUGACGAGAAACCACUUCAUAAAAGUUGUCAAAGAACGGAUUGAUGGGUAGGGUCACUGGACCGUGAAUAUUCCAUAUAUAAUGCACACUGUAAUCACGAUCCCGCAUUUGAUUUCUUUGCUCACCUAACGACGAGACGGACACUYGGAUAUCCAUUGAAACACACAAGCAUAAGGACCUAGACUAGUAAAACAGCAGGAUGACAUCAGUGUUCCAAGAUAACAUUUUUCUCUUGUAUAUCGUAACUUUUGUGACAGCGGCGUGCGUCGCGAUGUACUUUUUGACAAGAAGACGAGAGCAGCUUCUUCCUCCUGGACCGUGGAGUCUUCCAGUAGUUGGAAACAUUUUCCUAUUUGGUUCCUCACCUCACAAGAAUGUCACCAAACUUGCAAAGCAUUACGGCGACGUGUUUUCCAUGAAACUCGGCAGUCGUGAUGUCGUGCUUUUAAACUCCGUCGAUGUUGUGAAAGAAGCACUUGUCAAACGCGCUUCAGAUUUCUCUGGAAGGCCACCUUUGCAUACCUUCCUCGUUUCCAGCAAUGGUGGGAGAAACGUAGCAUUUACAGACUUCGGAUCCAAGUACACACAAAACCGACGAGCCCUUGACCAAGCAUUACAAGUAUUGACGAAAGACAGUGAGGUGUUUUCGGAAGUUGCUCAAUACGAAGCUGAGGCACUUGUGCAGAACYUACUKAGCUGUCAGAAGGAAAAAUUCAACCCAGAAAAACACAUCUUGUCUCUGUCAGCCAGCUUUAUGAUGAGAAUGUUCUUUGGUGCUCAUAUUCGUGACAAGUACCUCGGAGAAGGUCGUGAUCUCAUGACUGGAUCUACUGAAUUCAUCGAAAACAGCGCGGCAGGAAAUACAGUGGACUUCAUGCCAUGGGUGAAAACUGUAUUUCGCAAGCAGGUAAAGGAGGUGGAUGAUUCCGUAMGAAGUCUGGUGCAGUUUGUUAAGAAAAUUUACCUAUUGCGAUUGAACAGUGCUGACUCCAAGGAGAAUCUUGUUGUUCUUACUGACCAUCUCAAGAAUCUCGUAACAGCCCGAAGAACUGAAAAAGAACAAGGAGUGUCUACUGAAGAUCCCAAGGCGGCGGUCCCAAAUGUCGACUUUGACGAUGAUCAUGUUGUGCAUCUAAUUGCUGACUCCUUUGGCGGUGGAUACGAGAAAUUGUCCACUGCUAUGCGAUGGAGUUUUGCUUAUCUUGUAGCCUAUCCCGAAGUACAGGAACAACUCUAUAAAGAAAUCCAGCACGUCAAAGGGUCAGAAAAAAUCACUUUAAACGACAGGAAAAAGUUACCUCUUCUUGAAGCCACUAUAAUGGAAGUUCUUCGACGAAGUUGCUUCUUGCCAUUCGCUUUGCCUCAUUGCACUAUUAAAGACACUCAGAUUCAAGGUUACAAGCUUCCAAAGAACACUAUUGUAUUUGUAAAUCUUUGGUCUUGUUGCCAUGAUCCUAAAUACUUUGAGGAGCCUUUCAAAUUUAAUCCCAUGCGUUAUCUGGACAAGAGACAGCAAAGUAUCAAGCCAAACCCUUGUAUGAUGGCAUUAUCUGAAGGUGAUAGGAAGUGUCCAGGAGAAGGCUAUGCUAAGUCUGCACUCUUUGUGUUGCUUGGAACUGUCAUUCAAAAGUUGAAAUUGCGCAACGGGACAGAAGAACCGAUUGAAGAGAAAUUUGGACUCACGUUAAGACCCAAAGGAACUACUAUUUAUGUUGAAUGCAGAUCAUAAAGUUAGUCUCUUAACUGAAACGCAGUCAUGACAGUUGACGACGUGAACUUUGCAUUAUUGCAUACAAAGAGAASAAAAUGAGGAGUUAAAGAAAUGACAAACAACCUGACAAAUGGGAUACUAAGAAAUGAGUUAUUAUUUCAGAAACUUUUGUAGAAAAAUCUUGAAUUGUUGAACAUUUGACUGAAACAAAGGAAAAUCCAUUGUUUCAUCAACGAAAGAUCAUCUGCAUCUGGAUCCCCAUACAAUGCACAAACAAGUUGGUAUUUCUACMGCGGAAACAUUGCUAUAUCAAAUCAGAAUAGAGAUUUUAAAACAUUAUUAUCAAACCGAAUAAUAUUUGAUYAUAAGAAAAAAAGGUUGAAAAUUUGUACCAACGAAGGAGCAAUACUAUUGCAUCUGGAAAUCUUUGUGUAAAGAACUAAUUAUUUUAGAUCAUUUUAURCUGAGUACCUAGUAUAUCAAAGAGUGGGCGUGUUUAGAUAUCUACUUAAUGAUUCCAUAUUUCAUCGCCGUUUAUGUAGUUGUCAAUGUAAUAUUUGUAUUGUAAAGUUCAGUGAUUUUUUAGCUAAAAAUACUUUUAAUUAUAAAAACUUGAUUUUUAAGUAAAGCAUUAAAUACCUCAUGUUUCUAUUUCCACCGGUUUUUGUGACCUAUUUUUCUAAUUGACGUUUAAAGGCCUACAGGCACGUCUGCAUACCAUACUUGWCUAUGCUACCUUUUAUAGAUCGUUAAGUUCGUUUACCUCUCAUGCACUUGAUAUUCGAAUAUAGAUACAACUGCAUGCCACUGGCACUGUGCCACGUACGUCGCUACUUCAGAUUUUACGCUUGAAAAACGAAAUUUCUUACAUUCAAGAUAAAGCAAGAUAUGAGUAAUGGCUGAAUUAGAAUUUAAAAGGAUGGGGAACUCAUAGCCUGGAGUAUACCGUCAUGCAGACUUCUGAACGGCAGACUG
Exaiptasia diaphana is the source of this 5767-nucleotide messenger RNA. RefSeq names its product cytochrome P450 1A1. The record is from RefSeq and is a predicted model, not a curated record. Gene Ontology annotation, molecular function: heme binding; steroid 17-alpha-monooxygenase activity; iron ion binding. The transcript has a single exon. Gene Ontology annotation, biological process: progesterone metabolic process; hormone biosynthetic process. Bases 3281 to 4810 code for a protein of 509 amino acids. Lineage: Eukaryota; Metazoa; Cnidaria; Anthozoa; Actiniaria; Aiptasiidae.